Cladocopium goreaui is the source of this 2451-nucleotide messenger RNA. Lineage: Eukaryota; Dinophyceae; Suessiales; Symbiodiniaceae. The record is from the annotation of a GenBank genome assembly.
AUGUCCGAGGCCAAGCACGAAGCCAUGCCGGUGUUGGUCAGAGCUUUGGAUAACCUCCUGGGAACAGAGGAUCUGCGCAAGGAGGAUGGAAUCUACGAGCGGGAGUUCCGCUUGAUUUUGAACAUCAUCUAUCUGCAGCUUCUCUUCACUGAAGAUGACCGGGAGUUGGUCAAGUUUCUAGAGCAAGGCUGCGGUCGAAUGGGAGCAUCUCUGUGCAGCUUGCUCUUCGAAGCAGCCAUGAAUUGCUUGGACACCGACAGGAUUUUGCCCAUCAAAAAGGUCAUUCUUCUCUUUCUGCGGCUCUUGCAGCGGUUGCUGGUGAUCCCUGACAAGGUGCUCUACCCCCUCUUGGAGCCCAGACCAGGCGACACCAUUUCCUUCCAACGCCCCAGGGUGAUGGAUUUCCAAGCCUUCACAUCUCUCCACUCCCAUCAGAGGCAGAUUCGGGCCAAGUACAGUGGCAGUGGCUAUCCUGCUGCAGUGGAGGAAGGGCUACGUUUAGCUGAACAAUACGAGGACGAAUUCCUGGCCAGCUAUUCGUUUCACCCCAGCGAGUUGGACUUCAUGAAGGACUCGGAGGUCCUGAAGGAUGCCUACCUCAGAUACGAGGAGCUACGUCUGCUGGCGGGAAGCAGUUCCCGCGGUGGGCGGUUGUUGUCUCGGCAGACGCGGAAGGCGCGGAAGCGCCAGGAGUUGAAUGUCACGGACAUCCAUCGGCUGGCGGCUGCGACGGCGUCAUCGUACCCAUCCGGAGCAUCCGGAGGAGAUGGAGGAUCCGCCUCCACAUCGAGGGAAUCCAGCCUGUCAAGCUCCAUUCGAUCUCAAGCGUCCAUUGGCUCGGCAGUGACUGAGGAACUUAAUCGCAACGCAAUUCCACAGCCGUCCGCAAUGGAAUGGCUUCAGAAGUACCGUCAAGAGUAUGCAGCUGCGCCCGACACCGUGCAGCAGCUCCUCGCUUUUGCACGGAACCGUGGAGGUUCUUUGUCCUUUUCCGAGGCUCAGAGGUUAUUCCACCAGGGCUUGCACCUAAAGCCCGAGGAGGAGCAGGAGGAGCCUAGUGAGCAUCCGUGGCUGCAUCCGUGGCUACAGUCUUCUGAUGCUGAGCUCGCGUCCGAUUGUCCCCUGGCAGACUAUGGUGGCUACUUGUCCUCUGAUGACGAUCUGGAUCUGCAUCCUAAUUUUCGGGGCGAAAGAAUGCAACACUUCGAGCCAUCACAACAUUCCAAGGCAGCCAACGGCCAAACCGAAGACCAGUAUUCACGCGCUGAAUUGAUUUUCCUGGCCUUCAUUGAAAUGGACCGCGGCGCUAAGGGCUUUCUGGGUGAAAGUGACUUAAAACCGUUUGCAGAGCUGACAGGUUUUGAGGGCACAGAGUCGGACUGGAAGGAAGAGUUCCACGCACUGAGACAACAAUGUGGUGGCGAGAUCAACUUCAGACGAUUUGAGCAAUUGGUCAACGACCAGUCAGAGUGUGGUUGCUACGCUUCUGAUGCGCAGCUUCAAGACCUGCUAAUUCUCCUGAAGGAAUUUCCUGGAGGUUUUCCUGGAGGAUUCGAGGCGGACACGUUUCUCAACGGGGGGUCAUAUCAAGGCCAUGGAUCCAACACUGCAGAGCCGGCGGAUCCUACGCCGCCAGAUCCUACUGCCGAGGAUGCGCACAGACCGCUGCAGCAGUUGAAGGCUGAGAAUGCAGCACUGCGUGAGCGGCUGGCUUCAUUUGAAGCUUCCGCCCCAGCCUUUGUUCAGACGGCGGAGUGGCUGAGGACGGAACUGCCAAAACUCCUCGCGGCUGAUUACUGGCAGCCAACACAAGUGGAGAUACCAAUCUUGGCACUGCGAUUUACGCAUGCCAAUGUCAAUGCCUCUUUAGCAUUUGGAGAUUCACAUGAGAAUAACCAAGAGAAUAUCUUGAAGCUGUUUGACCAGAUGUUUCGGAAUAGAGUCCGCCCACACGAAGUGGAGCCGUUAUGUGUCAAGCUGCCACAGAGUUUGGAUGACAAGAAAGGGAUCAGGUCUCGAAACAAUCGAAGAUUACUGGCUCUCCGAGCACUUCAGUCUUGCAGACUGGAGACAUGCAUCAUGGUGCCGUGCAGGGUGCAUUCUCACUCUUACUACAUGUACUAUGAAAAGUUUCGAUCGUGGUUCAAUCACGGCGACGAUGGAGGCCCAGGUUGGAGCAUCAGAAGCCGCGAGGGCAGAAGCCACCAUCGAGGUGUCAUCGCAUUCAACAACGCCGAUGCUGCCAUUAAGGGUCUCAAGAACCUUGCAAUGCGGCGCGAGCAAGCUGGCUCUUCCUUUGAAAAUGAGAGAACCUUUUCUCUUUCAGAACUCUGCGAGAAGCUGAAGAAAAAACAAGCUGGGUGGGAUUGGGAGGAGGAGACCUUGACUCUUCAAAGUGAGGCAGAUCCAGAGUGGUCUUCGAAUCCCUGGGCCGGAUGGCAGCAUCAGUAG